Molecule: messenger RNA, 369 nt
Organism: Drosophila ficusphila
Lineage: Eukaryota; Metazoa; Arthropoda; Insecta; Diptera; Drosophilidae
Exons: 1
Source: RefSeq, a predicted model, not a curated record
CCAAAUAUGUACGUCGAAACAAGUGUGAAUAUAAUUAACAAAGCAUCGUAAAUAUGCAAAAGGCACUGUAAUAGAUGCCAUUAUGUAGUGUCAUGGAACUCACAUCUGUGUUUGCAUAUAACUUAGUAGCUCUCCGGUUCUUAGCAUAUAUAAACACCUCCCAGUCAAGGCCACCAACAUCAGUUCUCGAAGCCCACAAGAACCAUCAUAACCAUGCGUUACCUCCUGACUCUUUCCCUGGUCGUCCUAGCCGUGCUGAUCCUCCACACCAACGAGGGCUCAGCCGCAUCGAGCACCACCACCACCGACGCCACAACCACCACCACCACCACCACCACCGACGCCACCACCACCACCACGGAUGCCACC